This is a messenger RNA of Paramisgurnus dabryanus, 1005 nucleotides long. Lineage: Eukaryota; Metazoa; Chordata; Actinopteri; Cypriniformes; Cobitidae. The record is from RefSeq and is a predicted model, not a curated record.
GAAGUGACAUAACCGGAAAAAAAGUUGCCGCGUAUCCGCUAACCAACAGAAGUGGUUGCGGAGCGUCACAAAAAAUAUAUUUUUUGAAAAUCUUAUAUAUAUAACUUGCUGUUGUUGCACAAUAUGUUAUCAUUAGAUUUCCUCGAUGAUGUUCGCCGAAUGAAUAAGCGUCAGCUUUACUAUCAAGUGCUGAAUUUUGGGAUGAUUGUAUCUUCAGCCUUGAUGAUAUGGAAAGGCUUGAUGGUUGUAACUGGAAGUGAGAGCCCAAUUGUUGUUGUUCUCAGUGGAAGUAUGGAACCUGCAUUUUACAGAGGAGAUCUCCUCUUCCUCACGAAUCGUGUUGAAGAUCCAAUCAGAGUGGGAGAAAUUGUUGUGUUUAGAAUUGAAGGAAGAGAAAUUCCCAUCGUACACAGAGUCCUAAAAAUUCAUGAGAAAGAAAAUGGCGACAUCAAGUUUUUGACAAAAGGUGACAAUAAUGCUGUGGAUGAUAGAGGUCUUUACAAGCAAGGGCAGCACUGGCUGGAGAAGAAAGAUGUAGUGGGUAGAGCAAGAGGGUUCGUGCCUUACAUUGGAAUAGUCACAAUUUUAAUGAAUGACUACCCCAAAUUUAAGUAUGCUGUACUGUGUUUGCUUGGGCUGUUUGUUUUGGUACAUCGAGAAUGAAGCUGCUCAAGAGCAAUGGUGUCAGUCAAAUCAUGCAACAGCAUUCUCUAAUGACCAGUUUUUAUGAUGUUUUUUGUUUGUGUGAAAAUCCUGCACUUGCUUUAAGUCAAAGUAAUUAUUUUCUCUGCUUGAUAAAACACGCAAACAUGAGGUACAAAAACUACUGAAAGCAUUUAUAUUCGCUAAUUUUCCAUGUCUUACAAAAUUCUGUUUUUGUUUGAUCUGACUUUACCCACAGGUGUCCUUGCAUUGUAUGUUGAAUACUUUCUUAAACCUCAAUAUUUUGUAUGAAAUAAAAAUGCUGAGCCAAAUAUCAAAUCAUAUUAUUUGGUGUGUAUAAGA